Molecule: messenger RNA, 2622 nt
Organism: Brenthis ino (lesser marbled fritillary)
Lineage: Eukaryota; Metazoa; Arthropoda; Insecta; Lepidoptera; Nymphalidae
Source: the annotation of a GenBank genome assembly
AUGGGGCCUCCACCUGUAGUAACAGGUAUUUCACCAAAAGAAGGACCUCCAGGCACAAGAGUGACGAUUCGAGGGGAGUUUCUCGGAACUAGUGUCACAGAUUUCAUUGGAUUAAAAAUUUGUGGAUGUGACUGUCUGCUAUCAGCAGAAUGGAAAAGCAGAAACAAAAUAGUGGCUCGGUCUGGUCCAUGCAAAGGACGUGGAGAUAUAAUAGUCACUACUAAAUCUGGUGGUGAAGGUACAUCUACUGUGCAGUUUAGAGGAUACCAUGAAUCUAUAGGGCCAGUAAAAGAGAGUGCAGUGUGGGUCGAAGAAGCAGCACCCCCAUCAUUGCCAUGGGGCAGAAGACCAAUGUCACCUACAGCUUAUACUCCUCCUGACCCUCUUGGUUUGUCCACAGAAGGAGAAGAUUGUAAAUUUCCAGAAGAAGAAUUACAUGAACUGUUUCCUGAUGGAUCUGGCAAGCUAUCUGAUGAAAAUUUUCAACCUGGAUGGUAUCUUUUGGAACAUCACAGUAACACAUCAUUUGAAGACCUGAAGGCUGGAAUGGUGUUUUUACAAAGAAAGGUCGAAGGACAAAAGGAAGGACAGUUGAGUUUUCUCAAAGCUAACACUGGUGCUGUUAUGGAUCAGUUAGAUAGACUAGUUCUGUUAAAAAAUAUGUACGAAGAUGAUCAAAGGAAAAAUGGGAAAGAGCCUUUACCAAGCUUACAAGCAGCUAUUGAAGAAUCAAUAUCACUAGCUGAUUCUUUAUUUUCGGAGAUAUUAUCUCGUAAGGAGAAUGCCGACAAAACGCGUGAAGCCCUGUCUUUGCUUACGCGCCAUAAAUUUCUUUUUCAAUUGCCUUCCUCAAUAGACAAGAACAUUCGAAAAAAGGAAUAUGAUUUGGUAGUCAAUGAUUAUACAAGGGUGAAAAAUUUAUUUGGAAAUACAGAUGUUAAGCUCUUUCAAAAAAUUCUUGUUGAAAUUGAUAAGAAAAUUGAAGAUUUGAAAGAAAAUUUACAUACCAGAAUGAAGACAAUGCCUGUGAAUGUUCAAGAGCAAACAAAAUAUAUAAGGCUACUUAUCAGUUUGAACUGGGAAGGCGACGCCGCAUGGAUUGCUAUCACGACUCGUAAAGACUAUCUAAUGAAUUUGAUGAACAAAGUACAAAAUCAUUUUAAGCAAAAAGAGGAACAGGAGUCGGGAGAGAAAGGUAAGCGUAAAACCAAAGAGUCGGAAACGGAAGGGUCGUGGAGCUCGACGCGCGCGGCGUGGUGCGCGGCGGCGUGCGGCGCGCUCGCGUCCGAGCUGCACGCGCUGUGGCCGCUGGCGCGCCGCUACUUCGCCGGCGAGCUGGCGGGGCAGCCCUCGGACCCGCAGCGGCACACUGAGCUUAAGGAGAUGAUAAUAGCGGCGAUGCAGCAGUUCUCGGAGCAGAUGCGCGCGUGCCUGCUGGCGGGCGGCGCGGCGCCCGGCGCGGAGGCGCUGCGCGCGCGCCUGCUCGCCAACCUGCGCAGUCUGCGCGAGGCGUACGAGUCGCUGCUCAAGCUGGACCUGCCCUCGCAGCCUCUCAGCAUAGUGGAGAAGGUAAUAUUCGACUACCGCGUGCACGGCAUGACGGUGUUCCUGCAGCGCGCGCACAAGCGCGUGAAGGGACUCGCCGAGAAAGAGACUUGGAAGAUACAGGAGUUCUCUGACUAUGGAGCUAUUACGGACUUGCCGCAAGUCUUAGAAACGACCGUGAACGACGCGUUGUCCUCCAUACACAAGUGUGUGUUCGCGAGCGGCAGGCGCGAGACGCCGCUACUCGCUGAGGGCAGCGAGCCGCUCGCCACGCUGCAGAAGCAUACACAACAGAUACUGCUGGCGUUUGUUAACGUCUUACAGGAGCUGGCUCUACAGCAUGAUAAUCAAGACUUUAACAACACGAGCCUGUCGGUGGCGCUGGACCAGCCGCUGGAGGCGCCGCGCCGGCUGGGCGACAAAGCGCGCUCGUGGCAGCAGUGCCUGCUCAUAGCCGCCGCCAACGCUCAGUACACACGACGAGUCACACUCACCAAUAUUACCAAUGCUUUUGAUAGUUACGAAUUCCCCAAACCGCUGCUAGCUCUACAAGCCACCAAGGAAGCACUCAGCAAUCUGGAGUCAGUCAUAGCGGAAACGUACUUAGAGCACAAGGGCGACCCCAUCGUGGGCACCAUCGAGCCCAGCAUGUACAUGGGACGGCACCGGAUAGAUCCUGACGCGGUCGUUGACGACGCCCGUCCUUAUGUAUACGAAAUUAUCAAUAAUCUGAUCGCUGUUCAUGCUGAGGUAGACAGUAUCUGCGGCGCGGCAUGCUCGCGCUAUGUCCGUGAUAUAAGCGAGACCGUAUGCGAGGAAGUUUCUAGACUGUGCGCAGGCUCGCCGUCGGUCUCGCGCGCCGCCGCCUUCCGCGCGCGCCUCGAGACCACGCUGUUGCGGCUCGCGUGCGCCGCGCAUCUCACUAGGAAGGCUGAGAAUCACCUCGUAGAAACCUUAGCGAGUAUUCCACCAUUGGAAACCGAGGAAGAGAAAAAACGCAUGGACAAUAUUAUUCAAGACUUUAAAAAAAGGAUGGAUCUUCAACUUGCGAGUCUCAAUUGCAACAUAGAGACUGUA